AAAAAAGUAAAGAAGCAAUGUCUGCUCCUCUAACGGGUCUCAAGGUACUAGAGAUUGCGGGUUUAGCACCCGCGCCGUUUGCUGGAAAGAUCCUAGCAGACUUUGGUGCGGAUGUGGUCCGCAUCGACCGUUGGACAUCCGUCAUGAAUUUGGAUGUCCUUGCACAGAACAAACGAUCCAUCGCCCUUAACCUCAAAUCACCCGCCGGUAUUGAGGCUCUGAUUCGUCUCUGUGAAAAGGCUGAUGUCAUCAUUGAACCCUUCCGUCCCGGUGUUAUGGAACGUCUUGGUCUUGGACCUGAUGUCCUCUUGAAACGGAACCCUCGAUUGAUCUAUGCCAGGAUGACAGGAUUUGGACAGGAAGGGCAUUAUGCCAAAAUGGCUGGACAUGAUAUCAAUUACCUCUCCAUCUCUGGUAUCUUGAAUACACUGGGGAGACAUGACGAAAAGCCUGCUUUCCCAAUUAAUCUUCUAGCAGAUUUUGCGGGUGGUGGACUUAUGUGUGCAUUAGGAGUCCUUUUAGCUCUCCAGGAGAGAGCACGUUCUAAUAAGGGUCAAGUUGUGGAUGCCGCCAUGAUCGAUGGUGUAUCCUACAUUGGAUCAUUUGUCUACAAUAUGCACAAGACCGGUGCUCUGUUCCAAACCCCUCGUGGCACAGGUCAAUUGGACGGUGGCGCCCCUUUCUAUGACACUUACAAGACAAAGGAUGGACUCUAUAUGGCCGUGGGUGCAAUUGAAUCGGAAUUCUAUAAAGUCUUACUCCAGGGACUCGGAUUGGAUGCAGAGAAAGAUAAAUUACCCGAACAGAUGGAUACAAACAGUUGGCCCAAAAUGAAGGAGCUAUUCACCAAAACCUUCUCAACCAAGACACAGGCAGAAUGGGUCAAGAUCUUUGACCAGACCGACGCAUGUGUGACCCCAGUGUUGGAUUAUUAUGAGAUGCCAACACCAGCACCUGCGCCUAAACUUCAAAGAACACCUGCGAUCAAACAGACAAAGGAACAAGAGAUGUUUUUAGAGGUGGGUGGGCAAAGCAAGGCUAUCCUGGAAGAAGCAGGGUUUUCAGAGGAGGAGAUUCGAGAUCUAGUGGCCAAGAACGCAGUUACAGGAGUGGGACUAGAAAAGACGUCACUGUAGUAAAUAAAAUGAAUCACUUUGCAGCCACUCAGCGUUAAUGCAUUCUGUCA
This is a messenger RNA of Lobosporangium transversale, 1186 nucleotides long. Its product is annotated as CoA-transferase family III domain-containing protein. The coding region runs from base 18 to 1136 and encodes 372 amino acids. The record is from RefSeq and is a predicted model, not a curated record. NCBI's taxonomy places the organism in Eukaryota, Fungi, Mortierellomycota, Mortierellomycetes, Mortierellales, Mortierellaceae. Gene Ontology annotation, molecular function: catalytic activity. The transcript has 2 exons.